AGAGAGAGAGAGAGAGAGAGAGAGAGAGGAAGUGAGUCACAAGAACUACGACAUAAAACCGAACCCAAUUCAAUUCUCCUUUUAUCAGACCAAACACAAAAGGAGAGAGAGAGAGAAUAAUAAUGGGAGACGUACGGAGGAUCGUGGUGGUUGUAGAAGAUAAAGAAGCGGCGAGGACGGCGUUGCAAUGGGCACUCCAUAACCUCUUCCGUCAAGGUGACAUCAUAGUCCUCCUCCACGUAAUCUCUCCUCCGCCGCGCAAGAAGAAAUCGACAGCGGUGCGUCUCCUCCGACGCCACGGAUACCAUCUCGCCCUCUCUUUCCGUGAAAUCUGCGACGCUUUCUUCAACACGAAUACGGAGAUAAUAGUGAGAGAAGGCGACGAAGAUGGAAGAACCAUCGCUGAAGUGGUGAAAGAGCUUGGUGCUUCGAUGAUUCUCGUUGGUCUCCAUCAAAACAGCUUUCUUUACAGAUGGGCAAUGAGUGGGAUUGAUGUAACUAGAAACUUGGGCUGCAAAGUGAUGGCUAUAAAGCAGCCUUCGUCGGAAGAGUCGCCGCCGGGAAAAGUGAAGGGACGACGCAUGACCUCACAUACGACGGCGACAUCAGAUAGUUUAACUAACUUUGACUUUUCCCAAAUCGAAAUUUCUGGAUUACAGGUUCCUGAGAUUCGGACACCUAAAGUGCCAUACAGAUUAUGUCCGAGUCCUCGUGCGAUACUUUGGAGGACAAGACCACGGAGAUCUAAAGCUCGAUACGCUGUAGUUUCAUAGAAUGAUUUAUUCCAAACAAUAGGAAAGAAACAAAACUCUACCCUCAAUUUUUGUGUCAAAGAAACAAACAAAUUUUACUCCAUACCAAAAAAUUAUUGUUUUUAA
Brassica napus (rape) is the source of this 878-nucleotide messenger RNA. RefSeq lists its product as uncharacterized. Bases 123 to 773 code for a protein of 216 amino acids. The transcript is spliced from 4 exons. The record is from RefSeq and is a predicted model, not a curated record. Lineage: Eukaryota; Viridiplantae; Streptophyta; Magnoliopsida; Brassicales; Brassicaceae.